AGACACAGAAUGUGGAAAAAAAACAACUGAAAAUCACAAUGUUUGAUUUUUAAAUAAAUUAUUUGCAAAUCAUGGUGGAAAAUAAGUAUUUGGUCAAAAACAAAAGUUCAUCUCAAUACUUUGUUAUGUACCCUUUGUUGGCAAUAACGGAGGCCAAACGUUUUCUGUAACUCUUCACAAGCUUUUCACACACUGUUGCUGGUAUUUUGGCCCAUUCAUCAUGCAGAUCUCCUCUAGAGCAGUGAUGUUUUGGGGCUGUCGUCGGGCAACACAGCCUUUCAACUCCCUCCAGAGACUUUCUAUGGGGUUGAGAUUUGGAGACUGGCUAAGCCACUCCAGGACCUUGAAAUGCUUCUUACGAAGCCACUCCUUUGUUGCCCUGGAUGUGUGUUGAGAAUCAUUGUCAUGCUGAAAGACCUGGCCACAUCUCAUCUUCAAUGCCCUUACUGAUGGAAGGAGAUUUUCACUCAAAAUCUCUCGAUAUAUGGCCCUAUUCAUUCUUUCCUUUACGCAGAUCAGUCGUCCUGGUCCCUCUGCAGAAAAACAGCCCCAAAGCAUGAUGUUUCCACCCCCAUACUUCACAAUGGGUAUGAUGUUCUUCGGAUGCAAUUCAGUAUUCUUUCUCCUCCAAACACGAGAAGCUGUGUUUCUACCAAAAAGUUCUGUUUUGGUUUCAUCUGACCAUAACACAUUCUCCCAGUUAGGCAUGUGCCGGUAUGAGAUUUUCACGGUACGAUAACUGUGAGCAAAAAUACCGCGGUUUCACGGUAUCACGGUAUUGCAAUUAUAGCUCCAAAAUUUUGAGAUGUAUGGGUUUAAAAAAAAAAAAAAAAAAAUUUCCAUUGAACAGGAUUUUUUUUCAAAACAUAUUUGCAAAUUGGAACAUGAAUAUAAUGUGAAAAUAAACAAAAAAUAACAAAUAUUUUAUAUAAAAUUAAAAUAAAUAGAACCUAGACUAUACCCACAGCCACAGCUCAAGUUGCUCAAUAUUAGAGUAAGAACAAAAUAAUUGCUAUAAAGAGUAAAAAGACUUCUAAAUAAAAUUAAAAAUAUAUACUGUAUGACUUUUUUUGAGGGGGGAAGGUCAAGUGAAGUUUCGCCAUUUUCAGCCACUUUGUCAACUCUACUCUACAUGAUGCCAUGCCUUUGUGUUAAAAAGAACAAAGAAUUCAUAAGUUAAUAAGUUAGUUAAAAAUGUAUAAGUUAGUUUUAUAAAUUAGUUAAAAUGUAAAUAUUGUUGAGGAAAGGUUUCAUCUAAAAAAAAAUAAAUAAAUAAAUAAAAAAGUGAGGAGUGAGACUUCCUUUCUCAAUUAGCGAUCUUUGACGCGAUUCUUUUUCUUUCCCCCCUUCAUUCAAGCUUGUCUCUCACUGACACUCAGCGGCUGUGAGACAUAAAACCUCGGUGAAGCUGGUCCCCCAGCUUAGCCUAGGCUAACAUUCGUCUUUGUAAGUUUUAGUUAGUUUGUAUAUUGAAUUUGAAAGGAAAAUGUGUGUUUUGUUUUUGGCGAACAUUUUAAUGGUGCUACUGCUAUCCUGUUGAACCUAAUCACACGUGGAAAAAUACAAUUGAACAACGUUUUAAAUGUAUUUAUUUAUAUAUUUCACCACGAUUUGAGAGCUCAAUAAAUUGAAGAAAAGUACGCCUUGUGUUUGAAGGAUUUGUUUUUGGGUUUGCUGGCUGUUUAGUGACACUCACGGCAACAAACGGGAAGGGGUGAGCGGUGCCGCACCAAGCCACUUCGGCUGCAUUUUGGCACAUGAAAAAUAGCGAAUACCGUACUAAGGUAUGACGGAAAAUUUUAGUGGUUUUGAAACCGCGACGUUUUCACACCACGGUAAACCGUGAAACCGGUAACCGGCACAUGUCUACUCCCAGUCCUCUUCUGGAUCAUCCAAAUGCUCUCUAGCGAACCGCAGACGGGCCUGGACGUGUACUUUCUUCAGCAGGGGGACAUGUCUGGCAGUGCAGGAUUUGAGUCCUUGGCAGCGCAUUGUGUUACUGAUAGUAGCCUUUGUUACUGUGGUCCCAGCUCUCUCUUGGUCAUUCACUAGGUCCCACCCGUGUGGUUCUGGAAUUUUUGCUCAACGUUCUUGUUUUCAUUUUGAUGCCACGGGGUGAGAUCUUGCAUGGAGCCCCAGAUCUAGGGAGACUAUCAGUGGUCUUGUAUGUCUUCCAUUUUAUAAUAAUUGCUCCCACAGUUGAUUUCUUUACACCAAGCAUUUUACCUAUUGCAGAUUCAGUCUUCCCAGCCUGGUGCAGGUCUACAAUUUUGUCUCUGGUGUCCUUUGACAGCUCUUUGGUCUUGGCCAUAGUGGAGUUUGGAGUGUGACUGAUUGAGGUGGUGGACAGGUGUCUUUUAUAUCGAUAAUGAGUUAAAACAGGUGCCAUUAAUACAGGUAACGAGUGGAGCCUCGUUAGACCUCGUUAGAAGUUCAACCUCUUUGACAGACAGAAAUCUUGCUUGUUUGUAGGUUUGGGGAUGGUGUGGCUCAGUGGUAGAGUAGUUGUCCCCCAAACCAGAGGUUAAGGGUUCGAUUCUGUGCCCUGAUGAACUCGCCUAAGUAUCCUUGGGCAAGAUACUGAACCCCACAUUUGUCCUGGUGCUGUGUUACCAGUAGGUAGAUGACGAUGUAGUGUAAAGCAUUUUGAGUGCCUUAAAGUAGAAAAGCGCUUUACAAGUAUAACACCAUUUGUAGGUGACCAAAUACUUAUUUUCCACUCUAAUUUGGAAGUAAAUUCUUUAAAAAUCAAACAAUGUGAUUUUCUGUUUUUUUUCCACAUUCUGUCUCUCAUGGUUGAGGUUUACCCAUGCUGACAAUUACAGGCCUCUCUAAUCUUUUCAAGUUGGAGAACUACUUGGUUGCUACCAAAAUCUUCCAUUGGAAUAGUGUCUACAGUGCUAGCCAAAAGUAUUGGCACCUCUGGUGCAACACUAAUUUUUAUCAGAUGACUUACAACACACCUUCGCUAUUCUCCAACUUGCACAUCCGCGCAGUUAUCUUUACUUUCCGACGCUAUUGCUAAAUACUCCGCGUUCCUGAAAUGAGAUGAUAAAUUAAUGUAUUUUUGAAGGGUGUGUUUUCUUGAAAAGACUUUAAAAUAAAAUACUUACGCGGCUUCUCUUAACGCUUCCUCCCCGGCUGCCGCUAUUUUCCUGUAGCAAUAUAUCAUCUCGAUGAGGAGCCACACCUGCAGGCCGAUGAUGGACACGUACAUCAUGACCUCCGACACGAUGGAAGCUGUACCUCGGGUCGCUGCCGUGCAAAAAAAUUAAGUUGGGAUGAUAACAGUCCACUGAGCUGCUUGGUGAAAAUCCAAACUCAUCAUCGUGCUAUUGAUAUGUUGACCGGCUAAUGAUGGAGGUGACGGAAUAUUUCUCUCGAUCCCGUACCCAAAAGUACUCUUCCGGGGUCUGAAUUGCUGAAUGGAGUCCCCCAAAGAAUCUCAUCACCAUGGACCCGAGCUCCAGCGCUUCUUCUGUUCCGCCUGCCUUAACCGUGCAGGUGUGUUUCCCAUCUGUGCGUGCGGCUGUUCUGGAUAACCUGAAUCACCAACGAGAGGAGGGCAGGUUGUGUGACCUCUCCAUUCACGUACAAGGCAAAGUUUUCAAGGCCCACCGUUGUGUGCUUGCUGCAUCCUCGCCUUACUUUCAUGAUCAGGUGUUGCUGAAAAAUGUGACAACGGUUUCCCUCCCCUCCGUCAUGGACCCGGUGGCAUUUGAGAGCGUGUUAAGUUCGGCGUACACUGGUCAACUGAGCAUCGUUCACGAUGAUAUCGUCAAUUACGUGACAGUGGCUAGCUUCCUGCAGAUGUGGCACAUCGUAGACAAAUGCACAGAGAUUUUGAAGAGGCCCCGGCCCGCGGCGGAUGCGUCUCUACCGGACGCAUCAGCGGUUCAGGCCAGGCAGCAGUCACCAAGCAGCACUGACUGUUUGUACAUAGAGAGAGAGGGGAGAAGGAAAGACGUCAAACCUGACGCGCUACCUCCUUUAGCGACUUGGAGGCGCCCGCAGCAGUUUUCAAGAUGGGGGAGUUCACGGCCGACCUUAGCACAGCACUCGGCCGACUCGCAAGUUGAUUGCCUCCCGUACACAGAGGCCGAUGACGCUUCCUGCGAAGACGCGAGCCACAGUAAAAGCGGACUGUUUAUUCAAGGUGGUCCCAGUUCUGAGACAUUCAAGCUGAAAAGCAGGUGUCCAACACGUGCAGCUCUGCAUGAGAAGAACUUCAGCCGUGAGGGCAGUGAAACACAGCAGAGGAAGAAGGAGAGAAGAGAACUUGAAGCAGAUGAAGGUGUCGGAGAAGAAGUGGUGGAAAAGAAGGAAGGGUUUGCACACACAGGUGAUUCACGGCCCGUUUUAGUUGAGAAUGAGGACUCCAGACGAGCCAUGCUGAAGGUGAGUUUGGCGGACGUACGCGAUAAAGGGCAGAUGUCCAGCGUACCUCCCAGCCACAAAGCGGAAAGUCAUUUGGGAGAACCUUGCGUCGUUUUAGCCCGUGCACAGUGGCAAGCGAGCGCCUGGUCUCAACAAGAAUCCAGAUCGGAAGUGGUCGCUAAACCCGAAACGGCCCUCCAGUGUCUCAACUCGGAAACGUACGACGAAAUUGAAGACGGGACUGGUCAAGUUUCCCAAAGGCCCCUGGUGCCAACAUCUCCCGACUUCAACAUGGCCGCCUCAGAGAGCGGCUGGCUCUCCCCCACCAUGGCGGCCGGCACUUCAUCGCUAACCGUUUCCGCUCGCCAUCUUCCCCCCUCUUCCGCUAACCCGCCUCCUCCUUCUUCACCCCCGACCCCGUCGUCGUCCUCCCACGUGACGGCGGCCGGCGCCCCUUACGCGGGCAAAGUCCACUUCUGCCACUGCGGCAAAGCCUUCACGCUGAAGAGCAUGCGCGACCGUCACGUGAAAAUGCAGCACCUCAACCUACGCCCCUUCGCUUGCCCCGUGUGCAACAAGUCCUUCAAGAUGAAGCACCACCUCACCAAGCACCUCAAAACUCACGGGGGUCUCCGGCCGCACGAAUGCGGCGUCUGCGGGAAGAAAAUCAUCUGGCGGGAUAGCUUCCUUCGCCAUCAAGCUAGGUGCGAAAGGCUCGCGUCCUCCGCGAACCCUCAGACCGACGCGGAUGACGGUUACGCGUACAACUUCGACGGAGGGGACGCGUUUCUGUCCAUGGGCGGGCAAGUGAAAGUUGAAGAAGUAGACUUUCAGGGAGAAAUGGAGGACGGGAUGAGCGGCUUGCUAGGAAGCGUGUCGGGAAUGGUGGAGGAACUUCGAACUCAACAUUUGGAAGCUAGCGCUCAUGUUUACAAAGAGGAAGUUGGAGAUAACUUUAGUGAAAGUAAAUAGUAUUAAACUGUUAAUACGGUAAGUCUACGGUAAGUCUAAUUUAAUGCACUGGCUUCCAUUGACGGCGACAGACGUCUAAAUCCAUUUUGACUCGAGUGUCAGUCACAAUGAAAAUGGAUUUGGACGUCUAUCACCGUCAAUGGGAGCAAAUGAGUUAAUGUCUUAUAUUUUUUGGGAGAAAAACUUUUAUGAUUUAGGGAUUGAUGCGUUCAAGUACAUUUGUGACAAACAGUGCUGUUACUAUUGUUUAUUCAAAACCUAAAUUUGCACAUAUUGUUUGCCUUCCACUUGUAGUGGAACUCAAAAAAACAAAAACAAAAAAAACAUGUCGAAUACAAUUCAAAUAUAAUAUGUUUUGCACAAUAUGAAGAAAAAAAUAUGUAAAGGCUUUUUUUUUUUUUUUUUUUAAUAAUCAAAUACUAUAAGAAGCACUUGUGUUGCUAAAACGUGUAAUCAAAUUACAUCCUCACAAAGUACAAGUUUUGACUUGACGUUUUCAUUAGAUUGUGCCUAAUGUUGUGUGUUAAAAAUGCCAAUUAUUUUGACAGUGUUGUCUUUUAUUCUGUAGUUUGAUCAUUUCCUGUGCCUUCGCAUUCAAAUCUUCUGUUUUGUUGAUAUUUUAAAUGCGUGAAUAAAGUUGGAUGACACACA
This is a messenger RNA of Corythoichthys intestinalis (scribbled pipefish), 6000 nucleotides long. It is a transcript of the gene zbtb22a, whose product is annotated as zinc finger and BTB domain containing 22a. Gene Ontology annotation, biological process: regulation of transcription by RNA polymerase II. Lineage: Eukaryota; Metazoa; Chordata; Actinopteri; Syngnathiformes; Syngnathidae. The transcript is spliced from 6 exons. The record is from RefSeq and is a predicted model, not a curated record. Gene Ontology annotation, molecular function: protein binding; RNA polymerase II cis-regulatory region sequence-specific DNA binding; DNA-binding transcription factor activity, RNA polymerase II-specific. The coding region runs from base 3454 to 5349 and encodes 631 amino acids.